Molecule: messenger RNA, 318 nt
Organism: Vicia faba (fava bean)
Lineage: Eukaryota; Viridiplantae; Streptophyta; Magnoliopsida; Fabales; Fabaceae
Source: the annotation of a GenBank genome assembly
AUGAAGGUUGAAGAUGAAAGGGAGAAUCAAGUUUUUAGCGCUUGCAAUAGAGAUGAAGAUGAAGCCAGAAUUGUAGAGAAUCAGAGAGGGCUUAGAGUUGUUGGAGCAUCAACAGGAACCAAAUUCUGCAAUAGCUUGGAAGGAGCGUCAACAGGAAGCGAGUUAUUCAAUGCUUUGCAAACUCCGGAAGCAAAAUUUGCAUUGAGUCGACUCGGGGCCUUGGUUUUUGUUAAAAUAUCUUUAGAAGAUGCAAAUGGUCUUCUGGUUUUAAUAUGGUUGCAGGGCUGCAUAGGGUAUAAAAAGUUGAAGCAUGGCUGA